GUUUCUUUCUUUUCGCUAAAGUGCGUUCACGAAGACGUGUUGCGACUUCGGAUUUAGUCUGCAAAUAAAGAUCGAUUCCAAGAUGACCACUGCAACCAUUCGUACCCGUCGCUACAUGAGCAAUCGGCUGCUGUGCCGCAAGCAAAUGAUCUGCGAUGUAUUGCAUCCCGGACUUGCUUCGGUUCCGAAAAAGGAAAUCCGUGAUAAGCUUGCCGUCAUGUACAAAACCACCGCAGAUGUAGUGUUUGUGUUUGGUUUCCGCACGAAUUUCGGAGGUGGCAAGUCCACUGGAUUCGCCCUGAUCUACGACACGCUUGACCAUGCGAAGAAGUUCGAACCCAAGCACCGUCUCGGUCGUCACGGACUAUACGAGAAGAAGAAGAUGACUCGUAAGCAGCGCAAGGAACGCAAGAACCGUAUGAAGAAGGUGCGCGGCACCAAGAAGGCGAAGGUCGGACAGGCCACCAAGAAGUAAAACCCUGGCUAGCUGCGGUCUGCCCGUCGCCUGUGCCGUGGUGGUCGUCGUUCAGUCCGUGUUUUAAGUUUAUAUGUUUUCUCUUGUGCGGAAAAAUGGAAAACAUUCCGCAAAAGGAAUGAGAAUAUAAGCAACAGUACCAUAUAAGGAGAAAACGUA
Anopheles nili is the source of this 634-nucleotide messenger RNA. RefSeq names its product 40S ribosomal protein S24 (gene RpS24). The coding region runs from base 83 to 475 and encodes 130 amino acids. The transcript is spliced from 2 exons. Lineage: Eukaryota; Metazoa; Arthropoda; Insecta; Diptera; Culicidae. The record is from RefSeq and is a predicted model, not a curated record. Gene Ontology annotation, biological process: translation. Gene Ontology annotation, molecular function: structural constituent of ribosome. Gene Ontology annotation, cellular component: ribosome.